CAACCCGGGAACCUAUCAAGUGGUCGAAAAAUGGACACCGCAAUUCAUUUCAAACAUGCCAAUUUUCGCAAACUUUGAGCGUUUUUGAAAUCAAUUAUGUUUGCUUCUUUCAAAAUUACAUUUGCUUCUAAUCUCUAUUGAAUUUUGAUUUCUUUAUUGCCGAGGAUCUAAAAGUUGGCAAUUCAUCAUUCUUGCGGCCCAAAACAAAAUUCAGCAGAAACAACAGAAAAGAAGAUAAUACGUGUUUUUAUCUUUCAAACAUUUGGAGAAAAGACAGAGGUUUUUUAUUCAUAUUUCAAGCACUUUUGACUGGCUAUUUUGUCUACUCUUAGAAAUGGUAUGUUUACGGAGUAUUCAAUGAACCGACUAUUUUAUUACCAGCGGUGCAAAACAAAACCAAUGAUAGAAAAAACACUUACUUAGCUGCUCAACGGUGAAUAUUUUGACGUUUUGAGCCGUAAACUUCACUUCAUAAAUCAAUUUGAAAACCAAUUAUCUCUUUGUAUUUAAACUAUUCACUAUCUACAUUACGGCUCAUAUUUGAUAUUUUGAUUGAAACUUUUCAAAACAGUAUGUUAUUUUGAUUAAGACUUUUCAAAAAUUGUAAAAAAAAAUUGCUUUAUUUUUUGGUAAUUGAAACGAGUGGAGAUACGAGUCUCAAGAUUAGAAAUGAAAAUAUUUUUAUUGAUGACCUUUUACUACCAGCUAUCGUGUGUGCAUACGAAAUCAAGGUCGACAUCAUCAGCUCGAUAUACAUUCCCGAGUCGUGUUCGGAGCACAUCCGACGACAAGAUGAGACAUCUUUCGGAUAUGCACCGACUUGUGUCGGAUCUUAUGACUCAUUACGACCCGAGUGUUGUUCCGACGAGUGACAAGAACGGAGUUGUGAACAUUAAACACUUGUUGAUUCUCAACAGCAUCGUCCAACUCGAUUCCAAGGGUCAGAAGCUGUCGGUGUCGGUGUCUGAGGUGUGGCAGUGGGAGGACUUCUACCUCUCCUGGGACCCCUCCCUCUACAACAACAUCACUGAAACUUCCCUGAUGCGACCACUAGUCUGGAUCCCAGAUCUAGUCAUACUUAAUCAGGUCUACGUCGGAUCCUCCCAGUCCAACAACAUCAAAGCCAACAUCAUCCCUGCCAAUGUAAACUACAAGGGAGAAGUUCGUCUUGAAACUCCUUCAGUGGUGGACACCAUCUGUGAAAUAGACAUUGGGGAGUUCCCGUUCGACACUCAGGAGUGUGACAUCGUGUUCGGGUCGUGGAGUCAGGGCGUGAACAAGGUGUCCCUGCAGAGUCUCAUGGACCAGAUAGAUCUGAGUCACUACGUGGAAGACGCCGAGUGGACUCUAAUGUCCACAAAUGUGGAAUCAGUCAAUGAGUCUUUGCAGAUGGAGUCAAUCAGGUUCAGAUUCUCCCGUCUGAAUUACCGGAUGACCUUGAGACGCAGAAUGGCCUUCUAUUCGUGGAACAUUGUGGUGCCAGCCAUACUUGUGAACACGAUGUCUGUUCUCGUGUUUCUGCUGCCGCCCGAAAACGGGGAGAAGGUGUCGCUGGGAGUCACCAUCCUCCUCGCACUCUCCGUCAACAUGAUGGUGAUCCGGGACUAUGUUCCCGCCAACAGUCUCCAAACUCCGGUGCUGAGUGCCUACACUCUUGUGUGCAUGAUAGCCACAACGCUCACUCUCAUCCUCUCACUUCCGGUUGUUCACGUCAAGUCAAUGGGAACAAAACUGCAGACGCCGCCAAGUGACAAGCUUCUCUCCAUCUGCACCAGACUUAGCUGGUGGUUCUGCAUGAACAAAUCAGGCGACUUGAAGUUCCGACAGAUGAAGGCCGUGAUCAAACGCCACAAGCUCUUUUUGGACGAGUUGCUUCAUUCCUUCGGUGGUUCUAAACAGAAGUCGUAUCUAAACGAGGAUAUUUUGAGUCCGGAGUUCUCUGAGGUACAACAUGGUCGCAAGUUGAGCCUCAUAUGCAACAAGGCAUGCUACCAAAUUGGUAUCGACAGCUCCAAUUGUCCGCUGCUAUCAGAAACUGAAACAAAUUUCUAUACCAAUCCGCUUUUUUCCAAUGGUCAUCUCUGUUCACAGCUUCAAGACAAAGAACAAACAUUCGAUCAAUCGCAACAGUCGGCUUCAAGCGUCAAUACCAUAUCAUGCUUCUACAAGAGCAUUGCGCAGAAUUUAGAGACUGUGCUGAAAACAGUGACGAUUAGCCGACAGCGACUUAAACUACUGAAGUUAAACGCGAACUUGAUUUAUCUGAAGUGGAUUAGUGUAGUGAUGGUUUUUGACCGAUGUCUGGCUCUUAUUUAUGCUGCUAUUAAUAUCGGCUACUUGAUUUAUUUUGCGCCAUAUUAUUUGUCUCGAUCCGAAAGGUGGUUCUGAUAGUCGAAAAAUAGAUUUUUUAUUAUUAGU
Messenger RNA from Symsagittifera roscoffensis, 2418 nucleotides. RefSeq names its product neuronal acetylcholine receptor subunit alpha-9-like. The record is from RefSeq and is a predicted model, not a curated record. Gene Ontology annotation, cellular component: plasma membrane; neuron projection; synapse. The transcript has 8 exons. Gene Ontology annotation, biological process: chemical synaptic transmission; monoatomic ion transmembrane transport; regulation of membrane potential. Gene Ontology annotation, molecular function: transmitter-gated monoatomic ion channel activity involved in regulation of postsynaptic membrane potential; transmembrane signaling receptor activity; excitatory extracellular ligand-gated monoatomic ion channel activity. Lineage: Eukaryota; Metazoa; Xenacoelomorpha; Acoela; Convolutidae. The coding region runs from base 670 to 2388 and encodes 572 amino acids.